Messenger RNA from Microcebus murinus (gray mouse lemur), 1847 nucleotides. The record is from RefSeq and is a predicted model, not a curated record. Lineage: Eukaryota; Metazoa; Chordata; Mammalia; Primates; Cheirogaleidae.
AUGAGGACUUUGCAGGAGACUAAAGUCCAUGAAGUUCAGUACCUGAAUGAACAUAAGGCUUCUUUUGAUGUUCUAUCUUCAGCAAAGUCCCAAAGAGGUGAAAAGGGAGAACCUGGUAUCAGAGGUGCCAUUGGACCAAAAGGAGAAUCUGGGGUGGAUGGCCUGAUGGGGCCUUCGGGUCCUAAGGGGCAACCUGGGGAAACAGGUCCUCAGGGACCUCCUGGUUUGGAUGGGAAGCCCGGAAGAGAAUUUUCAGAACAAUUUAUUCGACAAGUUUGCACUGAUGUAUUAAGAGCCCAGCUACCAGUCUUACUUCAGAGUGGGAGAAUCCAGAACUGUGAUCAUUGCCAGUCCCAACAUGGCUCCCCUGGUAUUCCUGGGCCACCUGGUCCCAUAGGCCCAGAAGGUCCCCGAGGAUUUCCUGGUUUGCCAGGAAGAGAUGGUGUUCCUGGAUUAAUGGGUGUGCCUGGACGCCCAGGGCCCAGAGGAUUAAAAGGCCUGCCAGGAAGAAACGGGGCAAAGGGCAGCCAAGGGUUUGGGUACCCUGGAGAACAAGGUCCUCCUGGCCCCCCAGGUCCAGAGGGCCCUCCUGGAAUAAGCAAAGAAGGUACCCCGGGAGACCCAGGUGUCCCUGGCAAAGAUGGAGAUCAUGGAAAACCUGGAAUCCGAGGGCAACCAGGCCCCCCUGGCAUCUGUGACCCAUCACUAUGUUUCAGUGUCAUUGUCGGAAGAGAUCCAUUUAGAAAAGGACCAAACUAUUAGUGUCUGAUGCCUCAUUCAGCAACGUAGGCAUGGUGCUUUUCUUUUGUGGUCUUUUGCAUCUCAGGAAGAUAACCAACAGUAAUCCCUUGAAAAGAAACUAAAGUACCUCGGUGUUUUUAUUUUUAUUUUUUUUUAUUUUCCUUAUGGAAAAACAUGUGCAAGGUCACAUAUACUGAUUUUAAAGGCUCCUCCGUAAUUUGGAGCCCUUAGAUUAGUAGCAUUAAUUAAAUCUCAAGGGUUUCUUGUAAAGUCCAUUUGUUCUAAUCAAAGUUAAAUAUAAAAAUCCACCAUUGCCUGCUAGCCGGUCGAUUUUAGUCACUGUGAAAUAGUUCACAUUCAGCCUCCAUGCUGUAGCGAUUUGAGUUCAGUUUCAUGUUUGUGUGAAUUUCAUGUUUCCCAUCUCAUAGCUCAUGCUUCUACAUUACCCAAAACAUAUAUUUGGUCAUUGGAAAUAAGAUCAGGGCUGAUAUUCAGCUGGGAUAGAAAAUAUUGCCGUAUUUGUCAUUUACGCCAAUGUCUGUGCCUAUCGUAAGGGUCAGUGGACUGCUUGUUGUUCAAUGUUGUUUUAAACAUCACCUCUGAAUAAGAUUAAUGUAUUUCUUAUUUCAUUUUCAGACUCUCAAAUUAGAUUAAUGAUUAUGCUAAGAAAGAGUAUUAAUUACAUUGGGAAUGGUCAAAAUCAUGUAACAUUAAAAAUAUUUAAGAAAAAAUGGUUCAUUGUACAACCUAUUCAAAGAAAAUGUAAAUUCAGAAGUACCCAAAAGACUUCAUACUUGCUGAUUAAUAGGUAUCUUUGUUGUAUGCUCUCAUUUUCCUUUUUACUUAUAUGUGUAUGUUCAUAUAUGUUAAUUUUCAUUGUAGCAAAGCUAAUGGGAAUAAAUGUCCUAGUUGAAAGGAAAGAUAACUACACAAAUCCUAGAAUGUAUUGAUAUUUUUAGCAGACUUUAAAAUAUUACGCAUAGUCUUUGUGUAUUGUUCCUAAUGCUUUUUGUAAGGAAUAGAAUUUGAGAUAUUUCAUUUUUGUCAUGCUUACAAUUUUGUUACAUGCUUGUUAUUCAGAGUACAAUAAAGUUUUGUACAGGCCU